Molecule: messenger RNA, 1586 nt
Organism: Pseudogymnoascus verrucosus
Lineage: Eukaryota; Fungi; Ascomycota; Leotiomycetes; Thelebolales; Thelebolaceae
Gene: GAL7
Product: galactose-1-phosphate uridyl transferase
Exons: 2
Coding region: 129-1280 (383 amino acids)
Biological process (GO): beta-D-galactose catabolic process via UDP-galactose, Leloir pathway
Cellular component (GO): cytoplasm
Molecular function (GO): zinc ion binding; UDP-glucose:hexose-1-phosphate uridylyltransferase activity
Source: RefSeq, a predicted model, not a curated record
CCUCAUCAUCCUGCCCUCUUAACGUCUCCUCCUGCUCUUCUUUGAUUUUUAUAUAUCUCAGUAUAUAAUUACUUGUAUCCUGCCUUCUGUAUAAUAUUCCCAGCGAGUUUAGCUGAGGCCCAGCAACCAUGCCAGACGCAAUCCUCGACGAUAUCUCACAUCGCCGCUACAACCCGUUGCGGGGGAGCUGGCUACUCGUCUCUCCGCACCGGACGAAGAGGCCAUGGCAGGGCCAGCAAGAGACAGCCUCGAAGACCACCCUGCCCGAGUACGAUCCGGCAUGCUACCUCUGCCCCAAAAAUAAGCGCGCCCAGGGCGAUCAGAACCCAGACUACAAAAACACCUUUGUAUUCGUGAAUGACUACAGCGCCGUCAAGGAAUCCCAAGCCGAGUACCACCCAGAAGCAAAGGAAGGCGACCUCUCAUCCCUCCUCCUCCGCGCCGAACCAGUCACAGGGAAAUGCUACGUCCUCACCUUCUCCCCCCAACACAACCUCACCCUCGCCGACCUGACUCCCGCGCAAAUCCUCCCUGUCGUCCAGAUGUGGAGCAAAAUCUACGCCGCCCACCUCUCGCCCAAGUCGCCCUUAUACUCCCUUCAGCCCGCAACGUCCGCUGCCUCCGAUCCUGACUACGGCGUCUCGGCCCCCACUGCACAAUACCGGUGGAUGCAAAUCUUUGAGAACAAAGGCGCCGCCAUGGGUUGCUCGAAUCCCCAUCCCCACGGCCAGGUCUGGACCACCACCGGCACACCCGAAGAGCCAGGCCAGGAACUCGAACAGCUGCAGAAGUACCGCUGCGAGCACGCUGGCCAGAAUCUGCUGGCUGACUAUGCCAAGCUCGAGAUGGAAAAGAAGGAGCGUAUCGUUUUCCAGAAUGCCUCCUUCCUUGUCGUCUGCCCUUGGUGGGCCGUCUGGCCAUUUGAGACGCUCGUUCUAGCAAAGACUCACAAGCGCGCGCUCGUCGACCUCAAUGACGCAGAGAAGCUCGACUUCGCGGAGGCGAUUGCGGAGGUGACACGCCGUUAUGAUAACCUCUUCGAGACGAGCUUCCCGUAUAGCUCGGGGAUUCACCAGGCUCCGCUGGAGGGGACCGAGGAGGAGAUCAACGCCUCGCACCUCCACAUGCACUUCUACCCACCGCUAUUGCGCAGCGCUACGGUGAGGAAGUUCUUGGUGGGUUAUGAGCUGAUGGCUGAGCCACAGCGGGAUAUCACGCCUGAACAGGCCGCGGCGAAGUUGAGGGAUGCCGGAGGGGAGCUGUAUAGGAAUUCGUUGUGAUUUAGCCCGAUUAGAUUUAGAUGGUGAGGGUGCAUAUCGUUGAUGUCUAUAUUGUGGAACUUCGGCCAAAUUCAACUGCUCAGUGUGAUGCAAGUGAGCGAAGUGAAGGUCAUUUCAAAGUCUGAUGAAUAUGUGAGAUAUCGAGGAUCAGCGGUGAGGAGUAGUCAAGAUUGAAUUGGACACAACAUCCAACUGGAGUUUGGGAUAUUAGGGUCAUUAAAUUAUAACUUGCUUAUGAAGAAAUGCCGGGUCUUUGUUCACCCAGCCUCCUGCCAACUAACUCUAUCCAAACCUCUAUGCAGCAAC